GGCCAUCUUGACAGCUGCUUCACACUCGCUUGGACCGCGGCAUUCUUUUUUUUUACACGGCGGAAAUGAACAUCAAGUUCGUAGCUGAAAGUUUUCUUUUCCUCUUUUUUGUCGUGGAAGGCCAGUCGCAUGCAGACACAAUGAGAGAGAAAGCGAGGGGCUUUUCCACGCGAACCUUUCCCUUUGAAGUCCACUUUGUUCUGCUCCUGCUCGGCGCUUAGAUGCUACUUUAGAUGCCUCUCUGCACAUUUCCGUUAUGCGAAGUCCAACUUGGUGGUUAGUCGUCGUGCUGCGGUGGGUGCCCGUCCGAGAUAACGGAGAACUGAUUCUCUGCCAGUCUGGUUACUGCAAUGAAUGGUAACACUAUCCAUCCAGCCAACACCACUUCAGCAGGAGGAGGUCCGAGCGUAGCGGCGCCACCCAGAGGCUGGCGGGAGUUCUGCGAGCUGCAUGCCAUCGCCACCGCACGGCAGCUGGCUGGACAUUACCGGAGCUUCGCCAGUGAGCGCCCGCAGCAUGAACUGGUCCCCCCGGAAACCUUCUCCAAGCACUUCACCGACCUCUUCCAGCAGCAAUUCUGCCUGGAAGUCGACAAAGAUGGCGCCUCCGGAAGCGCCUCCGCCACAACUCCCUCACCGCACGCCCUGAUCAACCAGCUGCGGCACUCGACCUUGUCGCAGGACUACCGGGAGGCGAAGCGGUCAAGCGGAGGAGCCGCGUCAAUAUCCGCGGUACCGAAAGUGGAGCCGGUAGUGGUGAGUCUGGAGCCGGAGCUGCCGCUGAGAUGCGCUGCCAGAAACUCCUCUUCCGGGUCGCGAAGUGUCAGCGGCGGGUCGCUGCUGAUUCAGAGCCACAGCAAUGACGAGAUCUCGACUGCUGAUCGUCACCAGUCGUCCGAGCGCCACUCCUCGGACUCUUUGGUGUCGGGUUCUGGAGGACACGGCGACGUCACGCAUUUCCCUGUCAGCCAGAUCCAAAAGACAGUGCAGUGGAUUUUCCAGAAACGGCAAUCCCGCAGCUCCCACUCCUCCCAGGACCUGUCUCCCAGCAACCCCAACCCCGCCACCGCCAACAACAGCUCCUCAAACAACGGCGACAGAGUGGACGAAGGCUCGUCCUCAUCCUCUUCCUCCCAAUCGUUCUCUUUUCAAAACUCAGAGGCCACGGCUCUGGCCUCGUUGCACCGGCCCAGAGUCGUCUCGCAUCUCCUGGAGGGUUUCCGUUGGUUACGCAGCAGAAGUAUGCGGCUCCGGAGGCUGGACGUGAGCGGCUGCUGCAAGGAGGGCCAGCUCAAGUACCUGCUGGUGGAUGACACUAUCUCGGAUUCUCAGCCCCACUGGCAACGCUGCCGCCUGCUGGUCAGGAGGAUCAGAGACGCUCAAAGUGGAGGAGGCAGAGUAGGGAGUGAGAGGUACCAGCUGGAGCUGUACGAUCCCCCAAAGGCCUCCAGUCCCAAACUGACAACUUACUGCUCAGAUAUCCAAGAAGUCCGUCGCUGCACCCGACUGGAGAUGCCCGACAACUUAAACACAUUCGUUUUAAAGGUUAAUCGAGGGAGUUUGAUAUUUGAGACGGACAACGACCAGCAGGUCAGCUCCUGGACCACAGAGCUAAAGGAAUGCAUCAGCAACAGGUCAGGCAGUGUGGAUCUGGAGUCCCCCCUGUCCUCAGCUGACAGCUCUGCUCCAGCCAAUCAGAGGAGGAGCUCAGACUCAGGACGUCAGAGCCCCGUCACCUUCGCCCUCCCUGAGCAGGUCAUCCAGAAGGCCGAUGACUUCCUGGUUUCUUUCCCCUGGUUUCACGGCCCCAUCUCUCGGGUCAAGGCAGCCCACCUGGUGCAGAGCUCCGGACCCGACGGCCACGGCGUGUUUCUGGUCCGGCAGAGCGAGACGCGGAGGGGAGACUUCGUCCUCACGUUUAACUACCAGGGAAAAGCAAAGCAUCUGCGCCUCUCUCUGAACGAAUGGGGUCAAUGCAGGGUGCAGCACCUGCGCUUCCCCUCCGUCAUGGACAUGCUCAGCCACUUCCGCCUCUACCCCAUCCCGCUGGAGUGCGGAGCAGCCGGAGCCGUCACGCUGUCCAGCUUCGUCCUGGCCGGCUCCACCCCCCCCUCACAGGGCCAGCUCUCCGGCGCGCUCCUCGUCCCCUUCUCCCUCCAUCGGUGGAGCUCCGAGCCCAGCUUGGCUCGCUGCAGCCUGGCCCGCAGCUCCAGCCAGCCCCCCGCCUUCUCCCCGUCCCCCACCAGCACCACCUCCACCUCCAGCCCCGGCUCCUUCUCCCAGUUCGGCCGCGCCAUCCCGACCACGGAGCCCGCACCGUCGGCGCCCGCCCACCUGCGCCGGAGCGAGUCGGUGGGGAGGCGGCCCCUGCUGCGCAACCCCAACUCUCACACUCCCAUCAUCCCUCAGCGGGAUUCGGACUACGAACUGGAGUCUGACCGCGGUCGCAAGCGGGCGAUAGACAACCAGUACAUGUUGCUCUGACCCUCCGCUCGGCCGGCCAUGAAGACGCAGUCGCGAGGAUCGCUCGGAUGAAGUGCGUCGCCUUCAUCGGGAUGAAAACGAGGCCAACGAAAAUGAGGGAACGAAUCCGAACAAGACGGACAAAUGCAAAAUACGCAAAGAAACCCCAACAAAAACAAGUUUGCCUCACCCUCAGAACCUCCAGUGUCCACAGUGAAUGUAUUUCUGGACUUUAAUAAGAGUAUUGACGAUGAUGAUUAAUCUUGUUUUUGAUCGACGAAAGAGAGAAAGUUUAUUAACACCUGUUGUGAUUUUCUUAUUAGUGCACUUGAUGUUAUUUCUGAAAUGAUGGGAAAUCACUGUGCGCUCCUUUUGGGAAAACGUAGGGCAUGAACUUUCCGCACAAAGUUCCCAAAGCGGAGGAAAACCUCCACUUCUCGACAAAAAUGAAACUGCGCUCCUUUUCCUCGUGGGAUCAAAUUCUGCUCUUCCUCUUUGUGCAUUAUUAAGCAUCUAAGUGCGCAUCACUUUCAGUGCACUUUGUACACGUUGUGUAUUUUUUCAAUAUACGCAAUCUUUUGUAAAAAAAAAAAAAAACUAAAAAGGAGAAAAGAGGCAGUUCUAGAAACUAAAUCGCUGUUAAAAAACAGAAACGGGAUUUAGGAUUUUCAUGUCAGCUGAAGCUGAGUUUGUGAUCCGAGUCUGGAUGUGAGAUGAGCAAAACGAACCGUAAAGAAAUUAUGUCAACAAAAUGAUGAAUUAAAGAAAAUGCCACAAAAUCAAACAAACUGGAAUGACAGUGAAAGUUUUACCGACCUACAGCCAAAAACCUGAGGUUUAGAAAAUGUUCAAAUCUGGAUUUUAACAUUGGCCAGAAUGUUGGCCCGACAUUCUGCUGCAGAAACCUGAGAAAUUAUCAUUUCUGACAGAAAGCUGUUUAUUCUUCUAGAAAUCACUGAAUCAGUUUAAUCUGAUCUGUCCAAUAAAUAUCUCUUAUGCAUUAGCACUAGAACUACCAAAGAUUCCCAAAAUGGGAAUCUUCGUCCAGGUACCAGAGAGGGGCCAGUUUGGCCCUGUCCCUAGAGCUACCAGAGAGGGGCCAGUUUGGCCCUCCAAGAGAGGGUGUGAAGAGGCGCCUUUGUUAUGUAAAUAAGGCCAUUACUAUCCUGUUCCAAGGACAAUCAGCGUGAAAGUUGAUGUAGUGAGUUUCUCUCUCCUCCCCCCUGCUCAUCUACAGGGAUGCUAAUUAGACCAUUCAGAGUCGUCAGUUUGGCCACAUUUGGAUGCUAAUAACCCAGUUUGGCCCUCUCUCGGUAGUUCUAGGAAGAUACCCAAUUUGGCCCCUCUUGGUAGAGAUAGGAAUUUCUCAAAAUCCUGGUAGUCCUAGUGUUAGUGGUGAGACAUUUCACAGUUUUCCAGAGUUAGAUAAAAGGAAAUAAGAGCGAUGUCUUUAUUUCUAGACUAGAUUCUCGUCUGAUUGAAUAUCACUAAUUUGCUGAUUCCUUCAGGCUGCUGGCAGAUUUUAGCUGACUCUGAUUGGUCAGGCUACUGGUUUGGAACGCUGGAAAACUAAAUCGUAAUUUUAAAACUACAUCUUUAGUUUUAACGUUUUAUUUUGUUGGGUUUUUUUUUAAUGGAAGAAUUUUACGACUUUACUACUUUUUCCGUAACGAAGUUGAUUUGACCUGGACUAUCUCUAUCUGGUAUAAAAAAUUAGUUUGAAGCACUGUAUAAAUUAUUACAUGUUUAUUAAAUUGAUACUAAUUUCUAUGUAAUUAUUAGAUUAGAGUCAGCAUGGAGGGCAGCAGGAUCCAGAUUCCUGCUCCGGAAACGUGAAGCAGCAUCACUUUAAGGUCGUCCUGGAGACAGACGCAGUCAGUUAUCUCGUCCCUUAAAGAUGAGAUAACUGUCUUAAAGUUACAGUUAUCUCAUCCCUUAAAGACUUCUAAUGAUCCGUGAAGAAGUUGACUCCAGUUUUUUGUUUUUGUGGCAUUCGGUGAGGGAAUACUCCGCAGCACUUCCAGACAGAAACAAUGAUUGGACUGAAUCAGGGUCUACAUGAUUUGUCCUCUUUCUAACAGAGACGUUUGGUUUUCGGUGACGCAGCUCGGCUGCUACAACCACAUUUCCCCUCCCCAGUUUCAGGCACCUUUCUCCAUUCUGGUAGCAGCGUUAUGUGUCUUAGCUUUACGUUUUUACACUUAUAGCAUUAAUUCUUUGUAUUUUCUCUCACUUCACCACAGCAGCUGAAACCAAAAGGGCUGCAAAGAAUCAUGUUUUUUUUUUUUUACACUAGAUGUAUUUUCUAAUCGAUUAUUAUAUAUUUUUAAAAGGAAAGUUUUGUAAACUUUGUUUCGAAAGGUGUUUAAAUGUGGCGUGGGAUGUUGCAGAACCACUACCAUUAAUAAUUAAAGGUGCCUUUAUAAAAGGUUUAAAACCAUAA
This is a messenger RNA of Xiphophorus hellerii (green swordtail), 4905 nucleotides long. It is a transcript of the gene sh2b3, whose product is annotated as SH2B adaptor protein 3. Gene Ontology annotation, molecular function: transmembrane receptor protein tyrosine kinase adaptor activity. The record is from RefSeq and is a predicted model, not a curated record. The coding region runs from base 351 to 2483 and encodes 710 amino acids. Gene Ontology annotation, cellular component: plasma membrane. Lineage: Eukaryota; Metazoa; Chordata; Actinopteri; Cyprinodontiformes; Poeciliidae. Gene Ontology annotation, biological process: intracellular signal transduction. The transcript has 8 exons.